Molecule: messenger RNA, 1002 nt
Organism: [Candida] anglica
Lineage: Eukaryota; Fungi; Ascomycota; Pichiomycetes; Serinales; Debaryomycetaceae
Source: the annotation of a GenBank genome assembly
AUGGAGAAAAAUAAACGAUAUAUAGACCGAACUAGGGUAUAUAGUGGUCCAAUAUCGCAAGUGUACAGUGCCAAAGACCAAGCUAGCGGGAAGUUGGUUGCUUUGAAGAUUGUAGAUGUUGAUUUUGUGGUGAAACCUCACAAUAUCAAACGAGAAAUUGAGUUUUUACAACACCAAAGAGAUACAGAAAAUAAGGGAAUUCUUAAAUAUUUAGAUUCCUACGCAUUUGGAGACGAUAAGAUUCUCGUUACGGAAUUUUAUCAGAUCAAUUUAAAUCAAUUGAUUGAAAAAAACGUCAAAUCUUCCAUUAAAUAUAAUUGGAAUGAUCCAAGUAAAAAUCAAACUAUAUUGAGAAAUAAGUUCCCCAUAGAUUCUAUUGGGAAAAUAUUUUAUAGUCUUUGUAAAACUUUAUCAUAUUUACAUGAUGAAUGUAAUAUCAUCCAUAGAGAUAUUAAACCUUCUAACAUUUACUUUAAGAAUGAAGAAAGUUUAGAUCAACCAAUUCUUGGAGAUUUUGGAAUAAUAUAUCAGCUUGAUUCACCUCCAAUGGAUGAACCUCUACAAGAUAAAUAUACUGAUGUAUGUACUGGGGUGUAUAAGCCUCCAGAAUUAUGUUUAGGGCUCACUGAUUAUGGUCCAAAAAUCGAUAUUUGGAGUCUUGGAAUAGUAAUCAGUAAACUUUAUUCAAAUGAUGGAUUGGAAUGUUUAUUUGAUGCAAAUAAUCGUGGAGAUUUGGCAUUAAUUGAUUCAAUAUUCCGCCAUUUUGGUACUCCAUCUACUACCGAUAAUUCAUCCAUUGAAUUAUAUUGGCCAGAAAUGAAGGGGAAAUCAAGCUUUGAAGCAUUUGAAUUCAUACCCAAUAAACGUAUGAGUGCAAAGGAAAUGUUACCUAGAUGUCCUGAAAAUAUAUUGGAAGUUUGGAAUAAUAUGAUGAUUUAUGAAUCAUCCAAUCGAUCUUCUGCAAAUGAUUUGAAGGUUAAAUUGGAGCCGUACUGUAUGUAA